Messenger RNA from Daldinia childiae, 846 nucleotides. RefSeq names its product FACT complex subunit ctc-2. Bases 1 to 846 code for a protein of 281 amino acids. Gene Ontology annotation, cellular component: FACT complex. Gene Ontology annotation, molecular function: nucleosome binding. The record is from RefSeq and is a predicted model, not a curated record. Gene Ontology annotation, biological process: positive regulation of transcription elongation by RNA polymerase II; transcription elongation by RNA polymerase II. NCBI's taxonomy places the organism in Eukaryota, Fungi, Ascomycota, Sordariomycetes, Xylariales, Hypoxylaceae. The transcript is spliced from 4 exons.
AUGAAGAAAGAGGCCACUAAGAAGGAGCAGGAGAAGAAAGACAUGGAAGAUGUUGUUGAACAGGAAAAGCUAGUCGAAAUAAGGAAUCGACGACCCCCUGUUAUGGACAACGUGUUCAUACGUCCUGCGAUGGAAGGGAAGCGAGUUCCUGGCAAGGUCGAGAUCCAUCAGAAUGACCCUAUCAUCAUUGGCAACAAGAAGAAGACAAAGGAUGUGCAGUUCUAUCGAGAAGCAACAGAUAUCCAGUUUGACGAAACUGGUAAUCGAAAACGAAAAUAUCGCCACGGUGACGAGGACGAGUUCGAGCAAGAGCAAGAAGAUCGUCGACACAGAGCUGAUCUUGAUCGGCAAUUCAAGAGUUUUGCUGAUAAGAUUGCAGAGGCUGGCAAGAACGAAGGUGUUGAAGUUGACAUGCCGCUUAGAGAGCUUGGGUUCAACGGCGUCCCGUUCCGAAGCAAUGUUACGAUCCAGCCGACAACAGAUUGUCUUAUUCAGAUCACAGAGCCGCCCUUCCUAGUUGUUACACUAGAUGAUAUCGAAGUUGCUCAUCUAGAGCGUAAUGAGAGCGAUGACGAUGACGGCCAAGAAGAGGAAGAGGAGUCUAACUUUGAGAUCGACGAAUCCGAGCUCGAGGAAGCUAGCGAGUCCAGCGAAGACGAUUCGGAAUACGAUAGUAACGCAUCUGAAGACGCUAGUGAUGAAGGCUCGGAAGAUAAGGAGGACGACGAGGAAGGCGAGGACUGGGAUGAAUUAGAGAAGAAGGCGAAGCGAAAGGAUCGAGAGAGCGGUCUUGAGAAGAAGACCGUAGCCGCAAUAAGAAGCGACGCCACUAGAUUCUUCGCCUGA